ACUAAAAACUAUCCAAUCAACACGCGACUGGUACGGAAGUGGCAUAUUUGAAAACUUUCAGUUGACGCGAUCCUUUUCGUGCUCUAUUACGUAUAACUGGAUUAAUGAUAUAAAAAUCAAGAUGGAAGAAGAGGAGCACACCGACAGGAAGCAGCAGCUGGCCAUGCUUUAUCAAAAGAUCAAUAAAAUUAAACAGUAUUUCGAUGAAGAUGACACGGACCAAAUUAACCAUGUUAUCGACUCUAACUCGCCCGAAUACUGCCUCUCCUAUUUAAUGGACCUGGAGAAGAAAGGGGAUCCUCACCUAAAUCAUAACCACCUCAACAGACUUAUUGACUUUCAUACCAGAGUGUUCUCCAACAUGCCGCUGGGAAAACACUGUCAGAAUGAGAGCUACGCCAGGCUGCUGGUCAGAUUUGCAGAGCUGAAAGCAAUUCAAGAUGUCAAUGAGGCGGAAGCCAACUUCAACGUGGCAAGAUCUCACAGCCAGAACUUUGCAUUUGUGCACAUCGCACAUGCACAGUUUGAACAUUCUCAAGGCAACACAAAGAGGGGCAUUCACAUAGUGCAGAAUGCCAUAGAACUGGGCGCCAAACCCAAGGAGCUGCUCGAGGCGGCCUUGCAAAGCAUGCAGUCGGGGAAAGCCCAUUUCUUCUUUUCAGAGGAUAAGGAAAAUGUACUUCAGUCGUCGAACAGUGAUCCGCACAGUUCUGUCAAAAAGCGCUCUGUGUUCCAAAAAGUGUGCAGAACAUCGGACGGCAGCAGUGAUUUGCAGCUCUCCAGUAUUUUUGGUUCAGGGCCAGAGCCUCUGGGUAGAUCAUCAGAUGAACAACUAUCGGGCUGGAGAUCUGAAUCUCACUGCAAGAGAGUACUUGGCAUGCCGGGGAGAGUUCCUGUUGUACGUUUCCCCAUCCCAGAAAAAGAUGAUGAUGACGACGACAUUAAUGAGAAGCCCUCAAAGAGAAACGAUUCAUCAAUCCACACACGCUUGUCCAGGCAGACAUCUGGUUCUAACGCAAACCUGGCGUUCGGGCUGUCCUCUACAAAGAAAAAAGAUGUCGAUGUAGAUCGAUUGUACCAUCGACCGCCAGCUGUCAGUCCACCGCAUUGCCCUUGGGAGGAGCAGGCCGCCGUGGACUCCACCACCGCGCUCCUCAACACGCACGACGCAAGGGACGCCCCGAGAAUGGAGGAUGUGACGUUCACCUUCGACCAGGUCGUCAACACAAAUUCCCCGGAGUCGUGUUGGACGUAUCUGAUGAACCUGGAGAAAAGAGGCAGCCCCCACACAGACAUGAACCUGCUGAAUAAGCUCAUGGACUGUUAUUCUAAAAUCUUCUCCAGGCUGCCGAUAAGGCAGUUCAGCAAAAAUGCCAGCUAUGCCAGAAUACUGGUCCGAUAUGCAGAACUCAGGGGGAUUGAGGAUCCAGAUGAAGCCCAGGACCACUUCAUAGUUGCAAGAUCCAACUGUAAAGGCUUUGCCUUUGUCCACAUAGCACAUGCACAGUUUGAGGUUUCGCAAGGUAAUGUUAUCAAAGCAACUUCCAUUCUGCACAAAGCCCAGGCCUUAAACGCCCGGCCCGCACAGCUGCUGGAGAUGGCCGUACGUAACCUGAAGGCUGGAGAGAAACAGCUUGUAGUCACCAGGGAGGAGGAGCCUCCCACAGAUUGGCAAACCGUUGCCGCAGUGAGUGCUUCUACCGGCGGGAGGAACCAGGAGCUGCAGCUCCCUGCUCGGGUCCCUGUGCGCCGGUCAACUGAGCAGCCGAAAGCUGCCAGCAAGGAGCCGGCAUCCGAGUGGAAGAUGCCAGCUGUCACCAACCGGCACGUUUCCCCAGAGGAUAAGCAAACUACACCUCCUGAGCCCAGACCCGGCCCCUUUAUGCUGGAGCCCCUUCCUACUCCAUCCCUCAACCUUCCUUCAAGAAUGAACCCACAGUCGGUCUGUCAGACUCCCAACGGCUACAGGAACCGCUGUGCUAGCAGCUUUAUUACCCCUGUUGUAAAGAGAGGCCCUGAGGUGCCCCCCUCUGCGGUAGCAGCGCACCGAGCUGCACCCGUUCAGCAGCCGUGCACGCCGCUCAACCAAGCGCCGGGCUUCCAAACCCCACAGUCGUCCUUCUCUGCGUUGUCAAAUGAAACUAUUACCAUCAAGGGAAAGCAGUUCUUCAUACUUAAGAUGAUUGGACGUGGCGGGUCUAGCAAGGUCUAUCAGGUCCUCGAUCACAAAAAGCAGCUGUUCGCUGUGAAAUACGUCGACCUCGAGGAGGCUGACGCUCAGACAAUAGAAAGCUACAAAAAUGAGAUUGUGCAUCUGAAUCGCUUGCAGCAGUACAGCGAUCAAAUCAUCAAGCUGUACGACUAUGAAAUAACCACCAGCUACAUCUACAUGCUGAUGGAGUGCGGUAACUUGGAUCUGAACACUUGGCUGCGAAACCGCAAGACUGUGAAUCCGCUGGAGAGGAAGUUCUACUGGAAGAACAUGCUGGAGGCCGUCGACACCAUCCACAAACACGGGAUCGUCCACAGUGACUUGAAGCCAGCAAAUUUUGUCAUUGUCAAUGCUUCGCUGAAGUUGAUUGACUUUGGCAUCGCCAACAGAAUCCAGCCAGACGUCACGAGCAUCAUGAAGGAUUCACAGGUUGGAACCUUGAACUACAUGCCCCCCGAGGCCAUCAAAGACACCUCAUCCCAGGCAGGGAAAGCCCGCUCAAAGAUCAGUCCCAAAGGUGACGUGUGGUCCCUCGGCUGCAUCCUGUACUGCAUGACUUAUGGGAAAACUCCAUUCCAAAGCAUCGUCAAUCAGAUUGCCAAGCUGCACGCCAUCAUUGACCCUUCUCAUGGGAUGGAAUUCCCUGACAUCGCCGAGAAGGAUUUGCUGGAUGUGUUGAAGAGGUGCUUGGUACGAAACCCACGAGAGCGAAUCUCUAUCGCAGAGCUGCUGGAGCAUCCAUACCUGCAGCUGAAGAACCAAACAACACCUGGACCAGAACGUUGCAGUAACGGUGAUCUCCAGAGGAUCCUAACAGACCUCGCAGCCCUGCAGUCUCCAAAGAGCAUCGUCCGAGCUGCUAAUAAUCUGGCCAGAAUGUGCAGCAGCGGCAGGAAGUUGGAUGUUGCAGAGUGCGCAAAGCCAUCCACCUAAUUGUCCUGGAUUGUUAUUUACAUUAUUCCCUUUCUCUUUUUUAACUCCUUAACCACUUCAGUGGAGUAACAGUAUUUUCUGUAGAAUUUACAAGUCUAUUUUUUGUGGCUUUUGAAACAAAAUUAUUAGAUUUCUUCAUUUUACUCUAAUCCUCUGAUAAUAAAUGUAAGCAUACAGCAUAGUCAAAUAAAAGUACGGUAUUCUUAGGACUUGUGGAUCUGUUUCAAAAUGUUGUGUUUAUCAAGAUAUUAUCUAAAAAAAAAAACUUAUUGUCAAUAAGUAAAUUUGUAGUGCUUUGA
Messenger RNA from Gasterosteus aculeatus aculeatus (three-spined stickleback), 3444 nucleotides. It is a transcript of the gene ttk, whose product is annotated as ttk protein kinase. Lineage: Eukaryota; Metazoa; Chordata; Actinopteri; Perciformes; Gasterosteidae. Gene Ontology annotation, cellular component: nucleus; kinetochore. Gene Ontology annotation, molecular function: ATP binding; protein serine/threonine/tyrosine kinase activity; protein serine/threonine kinase activity. The record is from RefSeq and is a predicted model, not a curated record. Gene Ontology annotation, biological process: peptidyl-serine phosphorylation; chromosome segregation; mitotic spindle assembly checkpoint signaling.